AACAAUCCCUUUAAAGGAGAGGACGAGAAAGUUAAGGAUUUUGUUCAGAUUUGCCCCCAUACAGGUUAAAUGGAACACAUCAGUAAGGCACUGGUCCUUUGGCCCUGCUCCAGUGAAUGUCUUUGGAAGUACAGAUUAACCUUUGCAAAGUCCUUUGUCCGUGUUGUGGAGGACAGGUGGUAAAAGGAAGAGAGCAGAGUGAGAGAUACAAAGUUGGAUGCUCUUCGAAUAGUCCAGAUGAGAGAUUAGUAGGACCAGAAUCAGGACGACAUCACUUCUUAUAGUUCUUAGGAGAUGGCACACCACUGUGCAUGGUUGGAAGCACCACUCACAGUUUCCUUUUUGGAGCACUGGCUGAAUUGCUGGACAAUGCAAGAGAUGCAGGGGCUGCAAGACUUGAUGUGUUUUCAGUGGAUAAUGAAGAACUGCAGGGUGGAUUCAUGUUGUGCUUCCUGGAUGAUGGAUGUGGUAUGAGCCCUGAGGAAGCUUCAGAUAUCAUUUACUUUGGAACAUCCAAGAAACGGUUAUCAACUUUGAAGUUUAUUGGGCAAUAUGGCAAUGGUCUUAAAAGUGGAUCCAUGAGGAUUGGAAAAGACUUUAUUCUUUUCACAAAGAAGGAAGAAACGAUGACCUGUGUGUUUUUUUCUCAGACAUUUUGUGAAAGAGAAGGUCUAAGUGAGGUUGUGGUUCCAAUACCUUCAUGGUUAACAAGAACCAGAGAAUCUGUCACAGAUGAUCCUCAGAAAUUCUCAACGGAAUUGUCUAUAAUUUAUAAGUAUUCUCCAUUUAAAACCAAAGCGGAAUUGAUGCAGCAGUUUGAUGUGAUCUAUGGGAAAUGUGGUACUUUGCUGGUUAUUUAUAACUUGAAGCUUCUGCUUAGUGGAGAACCUGAGUUGGAUGUUAAAACUGACAAGGAAGAUAUACUGGUGGCUGGAGCUCUUGAGGAUUUUCCAGAGAGAUGGUCGCUCAGAGCCUAUACAUCUGUUCUGUAUUUUGACCCUUGGAUGAGAAUAUUCAUUCAGGCCAAAAGAGUUAAAACAAAAUACCUAUGUUAUUGCCUCUACAGACCCAGAAAGUAUCUGUAUGUCACAUCUUCUUUUAAAGGGGCAUUUAAAAAUGAAGUUAAAAAGGCAGAAGAAGCAGUAAAGAUAGCUGAACUCAUAUUGAAAGAAGCACAAAUCAAAGGAAACCACUCUGACAGAACUUCUUUGUCUUCUCCUGCCAAGGAUGUAUUACAGAAAGCUUUGGAAGAUGUAAAAGCAAAGCAGAAGAUUCUUCAAGAGAAACGGAGAGAAUUAAAAAAAGCAAGGACACUCACCCUGUUCUUUGGUGUGAACAUAGAAAACCGAAGCCAAGCUGGGAUGUUCAUUUACAAUAAUAGCCGCUUGAUCAAAAUGUAUGAGAAAGUGGGCCCACAGUUGAAACUGAAGUCCUUACGUGGUGCAGGUGUGGUUGGAAUUGUUGAUAUACCUUUGGAGAUCAUGGAACCAUCCCAUAAUAAGCAGGAAUUUCUCAAUGUCCAAGAGUAUAAUCAUCUUCUAAAAGUUAUGGGACAAUACUUGGUCCAGUACUGUAAGGACACUGGAAUCAGUAAUAGAAAUCUAACAUUGUUUUGUAAUGAACUUGGAUACCUGAAUAAUAAGGAAAUGGAGAAAUCUUCAGAUUCUAUUCAAUAUCAAAGAAGACAGGCCAUAGCCAUCCCAUUCAUUAUUCAGUGUGAUCUUUGCCUUAAAUGGAGAGUCUUGCCUCCCUCUACUAAUUAUCAGGAGAAAGAAAUUUUUGACAUCUGGAUUUGUGCUAAUAACGCUAACCUCUUGGAAAACAGUUGUCAAAAGACACAACGUCUACCUUCCAUUCCCCUGGGCACUACGAGCACAGUAUCACCAUCAAAAAAUGAGAAAGACAAGCAACUUCGACAGUCAGUCCAGAGGUAUCAAAAUCGACUGGCAGAACCUCAUCGACAGCCUCAAUUUAUACCAACAAGUAGGAUCACUGAGUUCACUACCACCUGCCAAACUUCAGCACCUAAGGGAAAUACGAAAAUUCAGAGAAUCAGGCCUUCCGGUGAUGACUUGAAGCACGAGUCUCUUUCAUCCUUUGAGCUUUCGGUCAACCAUAGAGGCUGGAAAAGUAACACAGGAGAGGGGGAUUCUGAUGUAGAGUAUGUUUCAGAGACUAAAAUUAUGAAGAAGCCUAUGCAGAAGAAAGUGAAACCUCAACAGUGGAGACAUCCAGCCGCCCCGCUGGAAAAUGUCAAACUAGCUGAGAGAUCCCAGGCCUCUUCCUGGGAAAUGAAGGGGAAGCAGAGACAAAACCCUGUGCAGGAAUGUAAGGCUCUGAUUGAAGUUGAAACCAGCAACAGCAAUUUGAAUAUAAUCCAGGUUUUAGAUAAAAGUGACACUGAUGUUUCACUGAAACAAGAAGAAAAGGAAGUUUCUCUUAUGAAAGAAGAAAAACAGGAGCUGUGCAGUGAUACUCCAGAAAUAAAGAGAAACCCUUCAUCACCUAACUGGGAAAGUAUGCCAGUGGAAGAUUUAAAUUCAAGUUCUGGAUACAAAGCCAGAGUGUCUGUGAGGGGUGGUUGUAAAGUUGCUUCUUCACUGACAACAUCUUCUCAAAGCACACCUGUCAAGGAAACAGUAAGAAAACUGACAUCUAAUUUAAGGGAGAUUCUUCUGUAUUUUUUCCCUGAGCAUUGUCUACCAUCAGAAUUUGGCCACACAUCUCUGGAGGAACUUACAGCAAGUUUGGAGCUGGAGCAAUGCCCAGAGCAGACAAACAAAAAGCUGAAAAUGUGUUUCAACCAGAUCCAUAAUGUUUACAUGGUCCAAUAUGAAAAAAAACUAAAGCAAACCAUGCAAUCCAUUAACUAUGAUGCAAACAGAAGAGGAGUGGUUAAUGAAGUAUCCCUGGGACAAUGUGAAAAAAAAAGAAAAAUCACUGAAGACAAACUGAAUAAUCUUCGUGUGAAACUGACAGUAUUAUUGCAGAAACUUCAGCUGGGCGGUCCAGCAGGAGACCUGGAGCAGAUUGACAGUUACUUAGAAGCUCUGCUUAAAGAAGAUAAUCUCCUUUUUCAGAAGACUUUUAAAUAAAGUGACUGCAGGUACAGGACAUAGUCUCCUUUCAGAAAAAAAGGAAAGUACUUCUCAAAAUUAAAAGAAAAGACAUUCCAUUUUUUAAAAUGCUAAUAAGAAAAAAAGAUUCUUUUUAAAAAAUCUCCUCUGCACUUGUUAUUGUAAAGUUCAUCUUGUUUAACAGUAAGAAAAUUUUAUGUUUUAGAAAUGGAGACUGGUUUACAAUUUGUAUGUUUCCCAGGUCUAUUCCCUAACUCUUCCUGUUCUUUCAGAAACCAUUUCUAGAGUUCUCUAAUUUCUGUGAGCUGCUAAGAAAGAUGGAAAUAUCAUUUAGGCUUAAAUUUUUUUUUCACUAAAAAGAUUGUAAAAACUGGAACACAAUGGUUUUUAAGAGCCAAAGAACUACAGAAUCACCUCCUUUUGAAACUUGAGUUGAAAAAGUAAGACAUUAUACCCCUUCUCCACUACAGCCAGUACUCAGUAAAGCAGAUAAUAUACAUCCCAAAAGAACUUUGAGAUAUAUUUUAUAUGAUAAUUUUAUUAUUGAGUUAUAGUAAAAGAACCAAUCUUCUAAGCAUAAUAUGAAUACAUAUUACAU
Messenger RNA from Physeter macrocephalus (sperm whale), 3675 nucleotides. RefSeq names its product MORC family CW-type zinc finger 1 (gene MORC1). The transcript is spliced from 30 exons. Bases 312 to 3095 code for a protein of 927 amino acids. Lineage: Eukaryota; Metazoa; Chordata; Mammalia; Artiodactyla; Physeteridae. Gene Ontology annotation, cellular component: nucleus. Gene Ontology annotation, molecular function: zinc ion binding. The record is from RefSeq and is a predicted model, not a curated record.